Messenger RNA from Papaver somniferum (opium poppy), 2307 nucleotides. RefSeq lists its product as uncharacterized. Gene Ontology annotation, molecular function: DNA-binding transcription factor activity. The record is from RefSeq and is a predicted model, not a curated record. The coding region runs from base 692 to 1942 and encodes 416 amino acids. NCBI's taxonomy places the organism in Eukaryota, Viridiplantae, Streptophyta, Magnoliopsida, Ranunculales, Papaveraceae. The transcript has 5 exons.
CUUGGCUAUUUUAGUUCGUUUGAUAGGAAAUAAAGGAAGAAAAAAAUGGAGUCUUUAUAGUGACAGCACUUUGGUGUGUGUUUAUUGUGUCUCUAUAUAUGAAAGCUUUUGCAUUUAUGUAGGAGAACAGAGGAAGGAGACCUUGAUAGAGAAAAGAUUGGUGAGUUCAAUCUUGAGAGUCGGUCUAGGAGGAGGAGAGAGUGGAGCGAGAAGUUGGGCGCAAAAUGAGAUGAAAUUAAGAUUCGUGAAGAAGAGCUAAUUUUGUGUUCUGUUGGAUUGAUGAUGGUCUCUCCGACAAAUUUAUAGGAACACCAAGAUCCGGAGUUCUCAAGAUACUCUGUUUCUUUCUUUCUAAAAAUUCUGCUAAAAAACUGCGUGGGCUUCUAAGAUUAUCUAAAUCUAGCCGAUUUUCUCUCCUUGACAAUAGAGAUUUUUCAUGUCCACAUGGCCUUUUUCAGUUUCUCUCCAUGACCAAAGUCUCUUUCAAAAUUUUAUAAGAAAAUUCAAAAUUUCUCUCCAUUGAUUACGUUUCUUCUUAGAUUUCAUUUCUGGGGUUUCUUCAUUUUCAAUUUUCUGAUCUGGGUUUUGCUCCUUUUUCCAUUUGCUCUACAAUCUCUCUGUUCUGUUUUGUGUAGGAUUGUUUUUAUUGUUUCCCUGUUCUGAGUUUUGGUUUUAUGGGAAGAAAGGAGAAAUGGCACAAGAAGAAGAACAACAGAGGUGUAGUAAUAGUGGUGGAGGAAAAAAUUCUAAAAAAGUAAAAACAAAAAAGAUCCCACAAAGAGGACUAGGUGUUGCUCAACUGGAGAAAAUAAGGUUAGAAGAACAACAAAAGAAAGAUACUUCAGUUUUUGUUCCAUCUCUUCUUCCUCAGAACCAUCAAUCUUCUUCUUCUUCUGUUUCUUCAAUUUCCUUUUCACAAUCUUCUUCUACUAUAAAUAAUGUUUCUACAUCGUCAUCAACUUCUUUGUUUAGAUCACAACCAUCAAUUCCUUUCACUAAUUUUGAUUUAUAUAUUCCACCACCUCCUCCUCCUCCACAACCUACAUCUCUUCCAAAAACCAACACUUUUUAUGGAUACCCACUCCCAGAAGGUAGUGAAAAUGGUGGGUCUAGUUAUUCCUCUUCAGCCAUGGGAGUUUCAUGCGAGUUUGAUGUAGAUGGGAGAAAUGUUGAUCCAAAUAGGUUCACAAUUGGCUCUCAUACUAACACAAUAUGGCCUCCUUCUAUCAACAUACAACAACAGAGUAAAUAUCAACAGCACCAACCACCUUUUUCAAGGGUGAACGUUUCAUUGCCAACUUCGUCAUCCUCUGGACUAAACAUUCCGAUGGAGCCCCCUUCAAACCAAAGCUUCUAUAACAACUACGCUGCAUCGCAAUUGUGGCCAGAGGAAGAUAAGAUGGUUGGCAUGAAGCGGCCCUGGCCUUUCGCUAUGGACAACCCACCAUUAUCUUCCUUUCCUUGCAAACUACCCAAUUUCGGGCCUCAGAUUUACAGAUUAGACGAAUCAUCUUCAUGUGUUAGUGGUAACAUGUUCAAUUUCGAACCAGGAAACACAAUUUUCAGAGAGGGUCCUUCUAAUUCAGCUCCACCACUUCUUGUUGAAAGGAGAAGAAGUUUAUUUGAGAUGAAUCCAGCGAAGGGUCCUAAAGAAGGAGGGGUACUAGAGAGAGAUUUUCUUUCUUUAGGACCCCCUCCAACGAAUUCAUCUUUGACGAGUUUUAAAGCUAAGCAUCCGUUAGUUUUUCCAGUUCCUCCUCCACACCAGGAUUUUGCAGAAUUUGAUAUUCCUCCAUUUCGAAUGUAUAAUGAAGAAGAACAUCAUCAGCCACCUUACAGCUUCUUCCCUCCCAAAGGACAGCAUGUUAGCAAUAUAGCGUCGAAAUCAAAAGAUCAAAGAGGCGAAGUUGGAGACAGCUUGGAUCUAAGUCUAAGACUAUAAUAAGUAGGUAGUAUCAUGAAUACACAUGACAUGAAAACCCUGCUCCUAAAUUCUUCUAGUGGCAUCGACAUACUUUUCUUCAGUGAGGAAAAUAGAAUUGGCUAACGACAAAUUUGACCCAAGUAACAGAAGAAACUGAAUUGUCUGCUCCCUUGCGAUAAGAAAGGAGAUGUUGAAACAAGAAAGAGAUAGGGAGAAGAAACAUAAAGAAAGCGCCUGUAAGGUUCUUUUUGCAUGAUGUAGUUUUUUUUUAAUGUGGUUUUAAGUGUAAUGGUGUUCUUUUCUUUCCCAGUUUUGUAUGGGUGAGGUUGAAAGACUAGGCACACUAACUAAGAUGGUAAAAUGAAAACUUACUGUGCUAGAAA